AUGCUGUUCUGCCAGUUCGUCAAGUUGGCGGCUUUCGCCUCGCUCGCAAAGGCUGUCGAGCUUACCGGGUACGAAUACGUUGUAGUCGGAAGUGGUGCUGGUGGCGGCCCCCUUGCGGCUCGUCUUGCCCUUGCUGGUCACAAGACCCUUCUGAUCGAAGCUGGUGAUGACCAGGGCGCCAACCAGAACUACACUGUCCCUUCGUUCAAUGCCAAGGUCUCUGAGGACCCCAACCUGGCCUGGAACUUCUUCGUCAAGCACUACGCUGAUGAAGAGAGGCAAGCUCGCGAUUUCAAGACUUCAUACACAACACCCGACGGUGGCGAAUACACUGGACUCUCGCCUCCCUCUGGCUCUGUCCAGAAGGGUACGCUCUACCCCAGGACUGGUACUCUCGGAGGAUGUACAGCUCACAACGCCCUCAUCGCUGUCUACCCCCACCAGUCUGAUUUUGAGAACAUUGCGAGCAUCACUGGCGACUCGUCAUGGUCGCCGGAUGCUAUGCGCAAGUACUUCGUCAAGCUUGAGAAAAACGCCUACCUGACCUCCGGCAAUGGACACGGCUACAAGGGAUGGCUGGGAACACAGUACGCUCCUAUUGACAUUGUCACUAGCGACCCUCAGCUUCUUAGCUUGGUUGGUGGUGCCGCCUUCGCCCUUGGAAACGCAACAGACGUCAUUGUAAACCUGGCAACUCUUCUCGCAGGCGAUGCCAACGCCAACACCGACGCGCGCGACUCUGAGCCUGGUCUGUUCCAGAUCCCCUUGUCGACCGCCGAUGGUAAGCGCACUGGAUCGCGUGAGUUCGUCGUUGCUGUCCGCGAUGCCAAGCACGCCAACGGCACCAAGAUGUACCCUCUUGAUGUCAGACUGCACAGUCACGUUACAAAGGUCACCUUCGACGAGACUGUCACUCCUCCCCGUGCCACCGGUGUCGAGUUCCUCGAUGGCCAGUACCUCUACAAGGCUAGCCCCAAGAACACUGGCGCCAAGGGCACUGCUGGUUCCGCCACGGCCUCGCGUGAGGUUAUUGUUGCUGGAGGAACCUACAACUCUCCCCAGCUCCUUAAGCUUUCUGGUGUUGGUCCCGCCGACGAGCUGAAGAAGCACUCUAUUCCUGUUGUCGUCGACCUCCCCGGUGUCGGUACUAACCUCCAGGACCACUACGAGAUCAGCGUCCAGGGUGAGGUCAAGAACGACUUCGCCGCCCUUGACGGCUGCACUUUUAAGGGCGACUCUGCAGAUGCCUGCAUCGACCGCUACAACACUCCUGUUCUUGGCAACCGUGGCAUCUACGCCUCCCCCGGUCUCGGCGCCAACAUGUUCUACAAGUCCAGCGUGGCAGAGAACAACAACUGGGACAUCUUUGCAUUCGGUGGCCCCGUCAACUUCCGUGGUUACUUCCCCAACUACAGCAUCAACGCCACUGCCGUACACAAUCUCUUCUCAUGGGCCAUUCUCAAGGCUCACCCUCGUAACAACGCCGGCACUGUGACCCUGCAGUCCGCCGACCCGCUCGACGUCCCCGCCAUCACAUACAACUACUUCGACACAGGCGUCGGCGAGUUCGAGAAGGACGUGACCGCCAUGACCGAAGCCAUCGCGCUCACCCGCGACGCAUUCAAGCGCCAGCUCGUCCCCAUCACCGAGGUCCUCCCUGGCAAGGACGUUGACACGGCCGAGGAGAUUGCCGACUACAUCAAGGACAGCGCAUGGGGCCACCACGCCUCGUCCACAUGCCCCAUCGGCGCCGACGACGACAAGAUGGCCGUCCUCGACAGCAGCUUCAAGGUCCGCGGCACGACGGGUCUGCGUGUCGUUGACGCCUCGGUGUUCCCGCGUAUCCCCGGUACUUUCACCGCCGUCUCGACAUACAUGGUUGCCGAGAAGGCUGCGGACGUUAUCCUGGCUGCUGCUGCGGCGUAG
Ascochyta rabiei is the source of this 1926-nucleotide messenger RNA. Its product is annotated as Choline dehydrogenase. Lineage: Eukaryota; Fungi; Ascomycota; Dothideomycetes; Pleosporales; Didymellaceae. Bases 1 to 1926 code for a protein of 641 amino acids. Gene Ontology annotation, molecular function: flavin adenine dinucleotide binding; oxidoreductase activity, acting on CH-OH group of donors. The transcript has 2 exons. The record is from RefSeq and is a predicted model, not a curated record.